AAGCUGCGGGAGACGCAAACCUGCCUUGCUUGCAAAGGCAUUGCGCGGUUUGGCUCGCGGAAUUCUUUGGCUACACCAACCCUAAUGCUCGUUCUGCUUGCGUCAAUUUCGAUUUCGCUCGACGGGACUUCUGUCUAGUGGAGCUCUGUCGCUGCGAUCGCGCGUCUCGAAGUUGGACGUAGAGCAUCUCGAGCGCAAGCUGACACGAGUGCAUCAAGAUGAGUAGCAUUGGAACCGGGUAUGAUUUGUCGGUCACCACAUUUUCACCCGAUGGGCGAGUUUUUCAAAUAGAAUAUGCUACUAAGGCCAUCGACAACAGCGGAACGGUCGUGGGUAUCAAGUGCAAGGAUGGGAUUGUUUUGGGAGUGGAGAAGCUUAUUGCAUCGAAAAUGCUUCUGGAGGGAUCCAACAGGAGAAUCCACUCAGUAAACCGUCACUCGGGGAUGGCUAUUGCUGGGUUGGCUGCCGAUGGCAGGCAAAUUGUUACUCGUGCAAGAGCAGAAGCUGGAAAUUACUUGGGCUUUUACGGUGAAGAAAUCCCCACCAAAGAGCUUUGCGACAGAGUCGCUUACUACGUGCAUCUAUGCACCCUUUACUGGUGGCUCCGGCCAUAUGGUUCGGCCGCCAUACUAGGUGGUUAUGAUCGGGAUGGUCCUCAGUUGUACAUGAUUGAGCCCUCAGGUGUUGCUUAUCGGUACUUUGGUGCUGCAGUAGGAAAAGGGAGACAAGCUGCCAAAACAGAGAUUGAAAAGCUAAAGUUGUCCCAAAUGACAUGUCGAGAGGGUGUCAUUGCUGUUGCAAAGAUUAUUUACAAUGUACACGAUGAAGCUAAGGACAAAGCUUUUGAGCUAGAAAUGAGCUGGAUCUGCGAUGAAUCAAAGCGUGAGCACCAACGGGUCCCUGCUGAUCUUCUGGCGGAAGCCAAGGCCAUUGCGAAAGCGGCCCAAGAAGAAGACAUGGAUGCCGACUAAAGUAAUGUGGAAUCUGGGUGGUGUUGAGAAGAAGAAUGUCUCGCGGCUCCUGAUUCAGAUCAGAGGGAAAUAUGGUCCUGCCGACCAGUGGAUAGCUAAUUACGUCUGGGAUCUGCACUCUGAUUCGAAAUAAGAUGGUGGCAUCCAAUUGUGAGUUACUCUUAGUUUGUGUGCUGACUGACUCGAAUGCAUAGCAAGUGGUAGGAUUAUGUCGACAUGGUGACCCGAGCAUUCCAAAGAUAUGACGCUUACCUUCCCAUAGGUAGAAGCUGCUCUCAGAGGGUGCCGUUUCUUAUGUACCAUUUCGUUGACAUCCUUAUCCUCGGCAUUUUCAGGAGUUGCCAUCACUGCCCUCCUCUGUGGAUUUGUCCAGCACAAGAUGUAACUGUAUCAGAGGCCACAUUCUCAACAUUAAUGCAUUUUGUAUAGCAAACUAGGAAUCAAAUGUGAGUUUUAAUCUCACCAGUACAAAGCGAUUGUCCAUUUGAAAUUUAGAUGCCUGACGCAGUUGCUCAUGUUCUGUUGC
Messenger RNA from Marchantia polymorpha subsp. ruderalis, 1497 nucleotides. Lineage: Eukaryota; Viridiplantae; Streptophyta; Marchantiopsida; Marchantiales; Marchantiaceae. The record is from the annotation of a GenBank genome assembly.